AUGUUGUUCAGGCAGACAGUCCUGGAGCCGGAGCGAUCGCGAGAGGCGGUCUGCGGCCAGUUCGUGCCGCGAGCGCUUGACUCAGACGUGCGGAGAAUAGAGAGGCAAAGCAACGCAAGAGGCGCACCCAGCGCAGAGGCGAGUGAGUCGACCUGUGCAGCUCCGCAGGACGGCGAAGAAGAGGUCUCAAGCGAGGCGACUCCGACCCCCGUUUCGCUGCAGGAUGUGCAGCUCGUAUGGCACCGCGGGCAUCACCUCUGCGUGAGGGAUCUCUCGUCCUUUUUUGGCAGCUCUGCCGCCUUCCGCAGAAACCCGCUAACGCAGAUCUGCGAUGAGCUUUACGCCGAGGCUGACGCCGAGCCGGAGGCGUCGCUGCAGGACUCGAGCGAGGCGGCGGUGCGCCGCGAAUCGCAGCUGCGCAGAUACACCGAGGACCGGGAGGAGGGCUGCCGAGGCGCCCACAGCCAGGCUGAUGACGAGUUGACCGACAAGCGAGCUUGCAUCGACUCCGGAGAACGCUUCUCGCUCGUAUUCGCUUUGUCAGCUGCAUGCGAGCCUUCCGGUGAGGCGGGGACUCACGACCUCCCCUGCGCGUCGCCCGCCGAGCCCUGCGAGCGCGACCCCGUGUCAUUGAUCCAACCGACUUUCGGCGAGGUCCGCACGAUUCGCCGGCUGCGAAUUGCCGCGGCUCGCCACUGCGGUGUGGCCCCCUCUGCCGACCGGCUGCUUCUUCUGUCGCGCUUCAACCAUCUCCACGUGCUGCGUGUCUCCGCGGAAACCGGGCGCUUCGUCGUCGAGCGGAGGCUGCGUCUGCCUGCGCUGGCCGCCGCGCGCGAGCCAGCGCCUGCCUGUACAGCGUGCCGCCUGGGCGGCCGAGCGGCCUUUCUGCUGCCUCAGAGCUCGGCGGACGCGGAGAAGGUGAAGGAGGAAGGCUGCCGCGAGCCGGCGGCGCAUCCGUCUAGACGCCCUGCGAAGGGGCGCCAGCCCCCCCACGCGCCCGACGCAGGUGCGCAGGCCUCGCAGACCCACGCCGCCCGGCGCCACGAGGGUUCAGGGUCUAGGGUGGAAUUGCCGCUCUCAGCGGCGGACGUCGCUGCGGCGUCGCUGCAGGCGAGGCUCGCGCCGGCGGAGCCCGUUGCAGUCCUGGAGGGCGAGGGCAUCUUUGCGGUUCUGCUCAACCCGAGCGCCAGCCACGUCGUCGUCGGGAAGGUCGUGCAGCAGGCAGCCGAGGCGCACGAGGGUGAGGUAGGCGCGGGAGGGGGGGCUGCAGGCCGGCGAAGGAGCUACGCGGAGAUGAGAGACGCGAAGGACCGACGCGAGAGGGCAAGCGCCGCACGCGAGGCGUCUCGCACUCGCAGCGCGCUGCUGUCAGACGCCUGCAGAGAGCGUGAAGGCAUAUCCUUGGAGUCCGAGCUCGCGCAGACCCCGUUCCUCUCUCUGCGGCUGCCAGGAGUCAUCCGCCACAUGCAGCUGGUCAAACUUGAGGCGCGCCGCCACGCGGAGGCAGCCAGGGGGGGAGAGUGCGACGAGGGAGACUGGAGGGAAGCUUCCCAAUCGAACUCUACGAGAGAUGGCUGCGCUCGUUCAGUCGACCAAACGGCGCGGCGCAUCGGGAAAGGCAGCCUCUCUCCCGAGCGCCCAAGUUCGUCUGAGGCGGGCGCUGCGGCCGCUGUGCUCAUCGUCGUCCUCGAGAGCAGAGAUGAGCUGGCCUUCGUGCGUGAGAGGAGAGGCCUCUCGGUCGGACCGGUGCCCCCCCAGGCGGCAUCGCUGCGCCACUCGCUUCUCUUUUUCCGCCUGCCUUUCGCCGUCUCCGCCGCCGCAGCGGCCUCGCACCUUGCGUCGUCGCCCUGCCGACCGUGCCCGCGCCCUCGCGCCGCACCGUCGGGCUCGCCUCAAACGGCUGACCCGCGCGUCGACUGCGCGCACCAACUGCUGCCGGGCGCCAGCCUCGAAUUCACCUCCUCGGCGUCGUUUCCGCGCCGCCCUGAAGAGAUGCGGCGCCCGCCGGACCUGACCACCUCCGUGGCAGCGACCAGCGCCGCGGGCGGCUGCGGCGUGGUGCUUCUCUCCUCGACGCAGGGGCUCACGGUCAUCCGAAUCUCUCUGCCUGAGGACGCGGAGGAGGCCUCCUCGGGUCUUCAGGCCUCGGCUUCUCGCUCGUCCGACGCUGGUGCAUGCGGCUCGUCGGGGGACGCUGCACGCCUCUGCCGCCAUCGCGGAAUUCGCUGCGAGUGUUGCGCAUGUCGAACGCCAAGCCGCACGGACGCCCUCGGGGCUCGAGCGCCUCGUCACUGCCUUCGUAGGCCACAAACUGACGCCGCAGGCGUCGCGGAUAUUGUUUUUCGCGCCGUGUUCGAGCGUCUCCUUGCUGCAGGCCUGCCCUUAUCUUCACAGGUGAUGGCGCAUGCGCCGUGGCCGGCGUCUGCGCGCGCGUCUUCGGCGCCUUCGUCCGCUGCCGCGCCGGCCGCGCGCCCUGCGUCUCCUUUCCGCAUCCUUCACCGCCUCUGCGACGGCUGGUGCGAUUCGGCGGCCACGUCUGGCGCGUCCUCCAGGUGCGCCGCGUCGCGGAUUUUUUCACCGAUGGAGGCGGGGGGACGCGCGAACGCCGGUGACGGUCUUCCGUGCCCGCGGUGUGGCUGGGGCCUCCGGUGGGGGAUCGGCGAUGCGUCGACUGCGGGGGCCGCGGAGGCGUCUCUCUUGGCGUCUUCAUGCGCGGUCUCGUCUUCGCCGCAGCCUGCCUUGACGGCGUGCUUCUCCCCCCGUCUCAGCUGCGUGCUGCCCUGCCCUGCAAAGCCGCACCCCGCGCCGUCUGGAUGGAGGGCGAAUCGGUUUUUGUUUCUUUGCCUCGACCGUCUCGCCGCAUCUUGCGUCCUUGCGACUGUGGCGUACGUACACCCGACGCGGCCGGAGAAGCUGCCGAGCGACAAGCGCCUCGCCGCCUCUGCGGAAACGCCUCCUGAGGCCGACGCUGCGCUGGCGAGGAAGAAGCAGAAGCUCGAUGCCUCCCAGGCAGGGAAAAUAAUUUCUGAGGCGCAGCGCCCGCUGCUGCCCACAAGUCGUGAAGCUGCUACGUCGCAAGAGGUCGCUGAUGCAUUCGCAGCAGGCCGCGGGCCGCCGCCUCAGGCGCUCCCCGGCGCGCCGCAGGCCUCGCAAGUCCGCUGGGACUCCAAAUUUAUCGCACUGUCGCCCCUGCGGCUCAGGGCCUGCGGCGCGACCGGCGAGUGCAUCCGCUUCAGAUCUCUCACGCCGCUUUUCGCAGUCUGCAGAUCGCGCGCGCGCCCUGCAUCGGCGCCGGCGCGCAGUGUGGCUGGCAAGUCAGACGAGGCUGCCGCGGGUGCGCAGGAGCCGCGCGGCGCGAUGGAGAGGGAAGCCGCCCGGGAGAGGACGCAGCGCGCGCAGAUGCAUGUGGCGUGGCUGCUGCUGGGCCUUACAGAGCGCGCGAGCGACUGGCUUUUACUUCUGACCUGCCGAAAUUACGGGGAGGGGGGACGCGAGCGGUGGAGCCUGGUCCCGCUGCAGUGUCUGUACACCCGAACGCACUUCACAGACGCGGCCUACGUGCCGUCGCUGCCCCUUUCGCCCCGGUCGCGGUUCCCGUUCCGCUCCGAACUCGUUCCUACCUUUUCGUUUCCUGCGUCCUUCGCGUCAUCGCGCGCGGCGCGGUCUUUAGCUUCUGCCUUCGGCGCUCAGGCCUUCUCUCCCCGCGCCGCGGGACUCUGGCGUUUUCUCAAGAACGCGAUCGAGGGCCCCCAGGAGGAAGACGAAGGCGGCACGCUGUACGUUGUCGGCGGCCGCUGGCCUCACUCUGUCCUCUACGGGCUGCGCGUCGGCCAUCGGCUGUCUCUGGAGUUGCCUUCUGCGCGUGAGGGGCUUUGCCGGUCUCUUUCCUCCGCUCCCCUCGGCCUUCCGGCGUCGGCGUCUCCGCGAGGCGUUCCUUCGCGCGCGGCGUUUUCCCAAAUUUUAUCUCCUUCGCCUGGAACCCGCGCGCCAUCUGGAGUUUCGGCUAAGCGCGCCCUCCCAGCCGAAAGGCCUGUAGCCGCGUGGCUCCUUCCGCCGCUCUCUGUGCGGCGCCGCACGGCUAGAGAGAACCCAGCGCGAGUGAUGAUUCUUUCGCGCCGCAGAGGCAGCCGCGCAGACGCAGAGCCGCAAGACGCGACGGCCGAGCGCCUCAGCGCAGAUAUGAAUCCGCACUGGAUUCUCGUGGAGACCUUCGCGUCGCGGACGGAGGCCAGCUUCAUCGACUGCUUCGGCAGGCGUGUAGACGCCAGCGAGGGCACCAGCGGAGAGGAGGGCGGCGACCGGGCGCAGAAAAAGGGAAAAACGGAAGCGGCUGGGGGGGCUGAGCAGGAAGGCACGCGGAGCCACGACGAUGUCGAGGCGGCGGAAGACCCGAAGGGAGAGAGGAAGUCAGCGGAAGCGAAAAAGCCGCACAGCUGCGAUGGAUUGGUGCUGAGACGAGACUUGAAGACUCUCCAUGUCGCCCGCGUCGUGCGCCGACGAUCUGGCGAAGCAGCGCUGCUUCAGGUAACUCGCGACGCGGUGUACGUGCACCGGCAGGGGAGCCAAGCGAGUGAGUGCUUUCCAUUUUCCAUCCUGCGCGCAAACACUGACGCGUAUCGGCGGAGAUGUCUCCCGCAGUCCUUCUCGCGAGACGACGCGUCAGACGGGAAAGCGGCGAAAAGCAAUGCAGAAAACUCUUUCGCGUGCGACGCGGCAAUGUGCAAGGGCGCCGGGCGUGCGGCGGAAGACCAAGCAGAAACAAACUGUGAAAACGAAAUCGGUUUCUGCGACGACGAGCUCGUGAAGGCGGGAGGCACCGGUCGCCGCCUGUGGCUGUUGACAUCCUCCGGAGAUCUGCUCACGUUCGAGCUCCGCGAUUGCCGCGCUGACUCGCCGUUCGUCGCGCUGUUCCCGACGCCCUUUCUGCAAGGCGCCCGCGGUCUUCUCGCAUCACCUCCUCUUUCUCCCGCUUCUCCCCACUUCGACCCCCCCCUCGUCACUGCGGCGUUCGUCGCGCCGCUCUCUGCGUCGACAGUCUCUCUCUUGCGCGCCUUCGCCGCUUCUCCGUGCGCGUCGUCUGCGCUGGACGGCAGACGCGCAACGCUUUCUCGCGCGUAUCUUUGGGUCGCGGCGUUCGCCGACGGGCGCGUAGUGAUGGAGGGCGAGCGGCUGACGGCGCUGAGGCCGCGCCGGAGGGGCUCUCGAGGCGCAGAGCGGAAAGACGCGACUACGGAGACGCUGCGGAUCCUCGCGGAGGAAGGCAGCGAGGCGCGAGAGGCGCGGCGGUUGAGCGACGAGCAAAAUGGGAGAGAAGAAAGCGAAGCACACGCUUGUGAAGAAGACGAGAUGAGCGUCGGGUGGCGCUGUCUCGGCUCGCUCGCGCCCUCCGAGGUCCAUUCUCUCAGCUUGUGCGCUCCGGCAUACCUGGUCGCCGGCACGCAGGACGGGCAGCUUUUCGCGUGGUCGCUCGCAUCCUUCUUCGCUCCUUCUGUCGGUCUCUUUUCUUCGUCUCCGCUGCCUUCGCCUCGCGCCUCUCUCCCCCCCCGUGCCGCUCCCUCCACAGCCUGCGCGCCUCCAAGUUCGUCACAUUCUUCUUCCUCUCCUGCUUCGUUUUUUUUGUUCCCGUGCUCUUCUUCCUCGUCUUCCUCUUCGGUUUCUGCUGCGGCCCUGUGCGUCUCGUUUCCGGGCGGGGGGGCGCCUGGCGGGGAGAGAGAAGGCCGGCAGACGCGCGGCCUCGAGUCUCCGCCGUUUCAUCCGCUUCCGGCGCCCGUCUGGUUCGCGCGGCUCGGCGCACUGCCGCUGCACGUGUCGCCGAUUCAGCACAUGACGUCGCCGCAGCGGAGCCCCUCGAGCGGGCGACAGAGAGAGACGGUGACGGCCGGCGCCGCAGCGAGCCGCGAGGACGGCGCCCAAGCGCGACUAGAACGGAGGGAAACUUCCCUCACGGGCGCAGGUUUUGAGGAGGCAGAGGCGCCGCGCGACACAGACACAGACACAGACGGAGGAGAAGACUCAGGAACGAGCGAGGACGACGACGAGGGAGAUCUCGGGGGCCUCCCGCGCGGGUGCUUGGUGCGACACGGCGGCGCGCAGGCGACCGCCGAAAGUACCGGGCGGAGGAGCAGCGCCAACGCGGGCGUGUGGCGUCUACUCCUCUGCGAGGGCGGAAUGAGUGAAGAGGACGACGAGGAAAGAAGGACAGAGAGGAGGACGCGCGCAGCGGCCGAAGCCGGGUUCGUGGAGAGCGAUGGGGCGCGCAGGCGCCCGCGCAUCCCGACAGACCUGAAUCCUGCCCUCGACGGCCUGCCCUUCUUGCCGGUCUUUGGCGACGCCGUGGCGACCUCCGGCGCGGCAUCCUCACCGCCGAUGCCUCGCUCGUCGCACUGCCUGCCGCCGCUAAGAUGCCUCCCCUGCUUCGCGCCGGUGCUGGCGGGCGCCUCGCCCUCUCCUUCUGCGGCUGAGGGCCUCGCGGUCGCGCCGCCGCGACCCCAGCCAACCUGUCGCUGCGCAGAGCCAGCCAGCGCGGCGCUUGGCGUGGCUUGGUCGACGGCGGCUGCCAGCAGAGAGAAGCUCAGCGGGCGGAGGCGACGCCGGGUGCGCGCAGCCUCGCGCGAAGACCGCGAGUCGCUGCGGCUGCUCUGCCUCUUCAGGGGAAACGCGGACAGCGGCCUUGCCCCGCGGCGCACGUGGGCGGUCGACGUGCGCGAGGCGCUUCUCGUGACAGAGACAGUGCCGCUGCCGUUCAUCGCGAAUAAACUCGCCGCACACACAGAGCGCCUCACAGAGCCUCUCGUGGCCUUCAUCGGGCGCUUCCCGCCCUCCUCGCCGUCCUCACUUCCUGCGCCUCCUCACCUCUCUCCAUCUGCCCCUUCUUCUUACUCUUCUUCUCCCUCUUCUUCUUCUCCCUCUUCUUCUUCCUCUUCUUCUUCGUCUGGGACUGCGCCUUUGUCUCUCCCUUCGCCGGUCGAGGGUUUGGGCCCCUUCGGCGUUUUUCUCUGCGGCUGCGGCGGCCCAGCGGCCGCGAAGUCGCCGCCCGGCGUUCCUCCGUUGUCGUCUUCGUCGUCAUCGCCUCCUCCGGCUGCGUCUUUCGGCUCGGCACAGAUGCACAAACUCCUCGCGUCGCUUCGCUUGAGCGCCUCGCAGGACAGCGACGCGGCCGCCGAGGCGGUAACGGCGCCAGGCAAGCGCACCGCCUCCUCCGUGUUUAUCCCCAGCAGUCUGCGUCAGUGUGCCUCGCCUUCGCUGCCGCCCUGCGAGCUCGUGCCUCUCUCGCUUUCUUUCUGGGCAGCGCCUCGGGACUCUCCUUGCGGGCAGCCUCGCGCCUUGCCGGCGCGCUCGCCUGUCUCUUCGUCCUCUGCAGAUGCGUCGGCGGCGGCCUCGCCUGCCUCUGCGCAGGAUGCCGCCUGCGUCGCGGCGGUGGGGUUCCGGCCGCGGUAUCGCAUCUCCACCUCGCCGUUCCUCGCUCGGCUCUCGCAGGCGCAGCAGGCGGUGCUGUGGCAGGAGCUGCAUCGCCUCGAUCCCGAGCUCUUUCGAGAGAGAAACUCGCAGCUCGCCGCGCUUCCGCGGCCGCUGCUCCGGUGGGGGUUGCGCGCGCUCUGCUCGCUUGGGCGCAGGCGCGUCGACGCCGCGCCUGGCGAAGCGUGUUUCGCCUCGCUUCUCGCGGCCCUGCUCGCGCCCAGCGUGCGGCGGCGGCGCACGUUUUUGAACCGCCUGCGCAUGCGCCAGGGCGCGGCGCCUGCGGAGUGGCGACGCCUCCUCCGCGUGCGCUUCUUCGUUGCCCUGCUUGACCAUCUGUGGCUGACGUCAGACCGGCUGCUUGCGUCCUUCGAACACCAAGUGGAGCGGACGCGGGCGCAGCUGCGGCAGCUGGAGGCCGAGCAGGCGGAAGGCGCCGCGGCAGACGGCGUGCAGAGGCGCGCGGACGCGCCGGCGGAGGACGCAGCGCUCGCAGCACUGCACCCGCCGCACCCGCCGCAGCAGGCCUGCGCGCCCGCGCCCGCUGCCGGCGUGCGGGCCUUCCCAGAGGCUGAGGAGACCCUCGACGAGCUGCGCCAGCGGCUGGCGUCUCGUAGUGCGCAGCACGUGGAGACGCUGCGCGUGAAGCUCCAGAACCGCGAGGCGCGCCGCAGCGCCUUCGCGACCCACGCGCGCGGCCUUCGGCGCAGGCAGGAGGCCUUCAGACGGCGCGGCGGCUUGCCGCCGUUCGAAGCCGCGACCCCGGUCGAGGCGGAGGCGGAGGCGGAGACGGAGACGGCGAGCGACGACGAAGGCGGCGCGGAGUGUCUCCUGGCGCGACGGCCCGCGCGAGGAGACAGCCUGGAGGUGGCGGAGGCAGCCGCAGAAAAAACGGACGCAGAAGAAGCAGGCGGCGGAGGGAGAGGCGGGAAGGUGGUUUACCUCGCAGUGGGCGGGCAGUGCGUCGGCGCCGCGCGGAGGGGGGAGGCUGCGGCGCGAGAGAAAGGCGAAGUGGCGCGGAGAGCGGACGGAACCUGCGUGUGCUUCGGCGAAGGCCUAGGCGACGAGUCAGACACGAGAGCUCACUCACACAUGCCUGACGCGAUGGAGCGGAUGCGCCUUCUCCUCAGCGGAAAGCGACACCCAGUCGCAUCCCGCGUCUUCCGCUGCACCGCCGACGAACCCCCCAACGUUGCCGGCUUCCUUCUCCUUCUCGCCGUAGAGGCCGGCUGCGACGCGACACGCCCGCCAGAGGCCCGCGAACCCGCCACCGAGACAAACGCAAGCGAAGGAAGUCACGCAACUUGCUCAUGCGAAGACGCGCGACAAGGCGAAAGGCAGAGGGAAGCGACGCCGCGUCCCCCGGGUGUGAAUACGCCCUCGCCCAGCGCGGAAAGGCAAGACGAAGGCGCCGGCGCUGGUGAGUUCGCGUCUGGGGCGGCAGCAGGGGUUGAGGCGUCCCCGCGCGAGCGGCCGACUGUAGAGCGACGCGCGGGCGCCGCAGCCUCUUCGACGUCGAGACGCGAGACUCCCCUCCCAGCCUCGAGGCCUGCGCGGUCGUCUCCGUUCUCUCUCGCCUCCCCGUCGGUGUCUCUGGCACCCGUGUGUCUCUUUCCGAUGGCUUUUCCUGUUGAGGCGGCGGCGCCCAUCGAGGGCGGCCGCUUCCUCGCAGUCGGCGGCAACGCGACCGUCGCCCUGCUGGCGCUGAAGCGUGCGCGGAAGGCGGAGAAAAUCGCCGCGGAAGGCGCGCGGCGACGCGAGGAGAGCGAGAGCGGACUCAGGGCGGUGCGGCUGCGCACUGUGUGCACGUUUUCUCUUGGCGACUUCGCCAACAGCCGCGUCGCCGGCAUCUCAGCGGCGCCGGGAGACAGCGGCCUCUUGACCGUCACGCUGACGGCGAAGAAGGGCGGAGUCGGCGGGCGCGUUUUGCUGCUGCGCUGGUGCGAAGAAGCUAGGCAGCUCGUAUGCGUGGCUGCCGGCGAAGACGAAGAAGGCCGAGACCUCGCCGCAGGCGCGGCGCUGGAGGUCGGAGGCUUGCCGCACAUGCAGCUCGCGCUGGCUAGGGGCGGCAGGCGCCUCGUCGCCUCGCAGCUGAGUGCGAGCUUCAGCUCGUUGACCGCGCACUCGGAGUUCGCGCUUGCCGCGCCCGCGCUCACGAUGGUGGUCACGCAGCCGCCUUUCUUCGCCUUCUCUCAACUGCGUUUCGCGAAGCUGCCCUCCAGGCAAGGCGCUAGCCUCCCUCUCGCGGCCGUUACAGAGAAAGUCGCUGCAGACGCUGAGGCGCCGUCUCUAGCGGCGAGACUCCAGGCCGAGUCGUGGCUGCCUGAGCACGCACGCGGAGAGCGAGUGCCCGCCGGCGGGGAGAGGCUUUUCUGCGGGGCUUGCGGGGCGCCGCUUGCAGCAGAGGGCGAGGCGGGACGAAAGGCAACACAGACAGAGGCGACGAUGCGUGGAAGCGCCUGCGAGAUGCUGAGUCUGGGAGAGCCGCCGCCCUGCGCGCCUGCACCGGUGCUCAUCCCGUGUCUAGAUGGCAGCGUGACCGCGGUCUUCACGGUAUCUGCCUCAGAGUCGCCGCCGCUCGCCUCAGGUUCCCCAGCUUCCGCCUCGUGUCUCGUUUCGUGCUCAUCGUGUGAGCUCUCGGGCUCGCCCUCCUCGUCGGCUGCGAGUCAGCGUGCGGGCGGCGACGGACCCGCCGCCGCAGAGACACGCGUGGGAGACCCGCGCGACGCGGACGUGGAAGCCGCACUGGAGGCUCCGUGGAGGCCAGCGGGCGCCGCGCCGCUGCGUCUCCGCCAUUGGCUUGCGUCUCCCGGCUCGCCCUCGCGAGCGGCCGAGGUCUGCCUGGAUCUCGCGCUGCUUCUCAGGCUGCUUCACUCAGGGCUGCCCUGUCCCUCCUGCAGCGCGACCCCCGCGUCGGGAGCGGCUCUCGCGCCGUUCUCCGCCGACUUCUUUUUCGCCUUUUCGCCGCGGCAGCAGCACCUGCUGCGGAUGCUGUGGAAGCGUUUCGAGUUCCUCCGCCUCCGACCCCUCUGCAUGCAGCCCCAGCGCGUGGUCGCGCGCCUCGCGCGGGCGGCGCAGAGUCUCCAAACACGCCUUGCCGCCGACGCGCAGCGGGCCGCCAGCGCCCUGGAGGCGGCGCUAGCCGCGGCGCGGGGCCUCGAGGCCCGCGGCGAGCCCCCCGCGCCCCUCGACAGCCGCUGGGGCUCUUCCGACCGCGAAGCCGACGCGCGAGAGGCGCGCAGAGAGCGCGGCGAGACCGAGGACGCCGGCGAAGCAGAGGCCGCAGGCGAUCCGAAGGGGGAAGAAGAGGAAUGCCGCGCGGAGGCGAGCGACGGCGACGACCCGCGGCGGGCAGGGCGCAGAGAGAGUCAAGCCUCACUAGAGCGGCAGGAACGCGCCGCGGCGGCCGUGCAGAGGCUUGGGAACGAUCUCAACGACCUGGCGCUGGAGUGGACGAAGGGCGUCUCUGUCUUCUUCCCCGAGUCCUUUUCCGCGGAUGCGUUCUCUGCCUCCCACUCUGAGGCGCCUGAGGGUUCUCAGCUUUUCGCUUUGGCGGCCUGCGGUUCCGCCCCUCCUACCCCGCCGCCCGAGCUUCCGGCUGCCUCGCUUCAAUACUUGCGGCGGGGGACUUGCUGGCUCCUCCGUUGCAGCGCCGCCACAGCUGCUCUGGUGCGCAGAUUACACUCGCAGCGACGGGCGUUUUUCGGCCGCCGGCGCGACCGCAGGCGUGAACCGGGAGACGCGGGCGACUCAGAGGACUUCCGUCCUGCGCCUUCUUCCUCUUCGGUUUCAAGCGCUGCGCCUGCCUUUUACUCGCAGUGGGCAACGCUGGAGCAGCGCUUGCUAGCCUUCCUCCGUCUCCUCGCGGAUCUCUACACAGGGCACCAACGGCUCACGGUCUGCGCCAGGCAGCGCCUCGAGUGGCAGCCACUCGUCGCGCGCGUUGCUGAGCCUCUCCCCUGCGCGCCUCACCCCUCGCCGCCGCCCGCCUCGGGUUCGGCUUCGCUGGCGCCGGCGGGCUGCCUCGCAGCCGCAGACCCCUUCGCUCCGUGCGCGGCGGCGUCUGCCGUGGGACCUGAGCUGGGCCUUUCGCCCCCCUCCUCGAGCCUGGCAUCUGGCGGCUCGCCGCCAGUCGCCUUCCCGCCCCUUAUGUCUUCGUCCGCGCUGCUUACGGAGCUCCAGGGGGCUGCGCGGCGCGCGCUCGCGGCGCUGCGGAAGCAGCUUGAGGCCCUCGAGGAGACGCAAGCGCCUCGCCGUCUAUUAGCAGACGGCGAGGGAGCCCAGGCGGGAAGGAGGGGGGAGGGCGAAGGCGAAUUGGAUGACGCUGAGAGGAGGAUCGUAGAUCAGAGAGAGAGAAGCCAAAGCGUAGCAGUGGCGCGCGGGGAGACCUGCGACGGCGAGACACACAAUGAGGAGAGAAAGAAGGAAGGAGACGGCAGCAGCAGAGCGGAGCCGGAGGAGGAAGACACGCGGGCGGCGGGCGGAGCCCUGGAGGAGAUGCAAGACGCCAACGUGCCGGGGCAACUCGGCAGCGAGCCGCCGCUCGGCGCCGCCCUGGGCGACGCGCGAUUGAAGGCAGAGCGAGUUCGCCAGCAGCUGCUAGAACUGCUAGACGAAGUAGACAGCAGUGGCGCAGGCGCGGCUGCGUGGGAGAAAGAGGAAGGCCGAGACGCCCGCGCCGAAUCCGCCGCAACGAGUCGGCACCCAACCCGAAGCGGGGGGGAGACUGACGCACAGCGAGCCAAGGCGAGAGACGGCCGGGGUGCGGCGUGCGAGGACGCGGAGGUUCCCAGCCGAGAGAGAGAAGGUCGAAGCUUGUGCCGAGCCGACGAAAGCACAGGCCAGAAUGGAGCGGCAGAGAAUUCGCGCCUGCGCAAACUCCAAAGGCAGCUCACGGCGGCGCGGCUGCUCCUGCUGGAACUGGAGGCCACGGGAAGGGGCAUGCAGCCGGCACGGGGAGGCGACGCGACGACGGAGGAAGCUGUAGAAGAUGCCGAUCUUCGAAGAUAUGAGGAAGGAAAAGGCACCCGGGGAAUGGGUGCAGGCGGAACGAAAGGAGACGAUAAGGACGGAGAGAUGCGCGACGGGGAGACGAAGCAGACCCAGGAGGUCAGCAGGCAGGUGCAGGAGGAGUCCGGCUUUUCUGACGCAGAUGUCGAGAUCGCGUCGGUCUGGUCGCUUUCGAGCUUCUCGCCUGACGCACUGUCUGAACAAGAAGACGAAAUGAGAUCCAAGAGGCGAAGCUCUCGUUUUGUCUUAUCGUCUCGGCCGCGGCCUGCGCGUUCCAGCGCCCUCACCGUGGCUCAUGGCCCUGGCGCCGCCUUGUCCACCGACGAGGGCGAGCCGCGCACUGCGGACUCUCUCGAAGACGACACCGCACGGCGCGUGGGCAUUCUUCUCUCCUGCCUGCAGGACGCGGCUCGCAUGGUGAAAGAGCUGGAGGCGCGGUGGCAGUCGCGGGACGUCGCGCCCUCGGCGUCUAGUCGCCCCGCCGCUUGGCUCUGCUGGGAAGACCCCAGCGACGACAGCCUGCCGUCGCUCUUGCGACCCUCUCGUGCUUCGCCGGCUUCGCCUUCCUCGCUUUCCUCCCGGUUCACUGCGGCUGGCAACGGGACUCGCAGCGACGAAGGAGGUGGGAACGCCAUCGGAGCCGAACGGGGCCGCGCAAGGGGCGACAGGCUGGACUGCAGCGGGCCUGUUGGGCGCGGGGAGCCCGAGAGGAACGAGGCGCGCCUCGAGGACGCAAAGAACGCCCUGGCUGCGGCAGCUUUCGCGCGAGGCGGCACGCCACUGUUUUGGUUUUUCUGUUCGUCGUUGGCGUUCUUUGCGAACUCGCCGUCGUCGCUGCCUCGCCUCAAGGCGGAGGUCUUCCUCGCCGGCGGCGCAGAGACGCGGCCGGCGCUCGGCGACGAGAUGGUCGCGCCCAGACCGCGGUGCCCUUUUUGUGCGCGGGGGGAGAGCGAGGCGUCUGAAGAGACCCAGCGGGUGGGGACGGGCGACUUUGCGUCGGCGAUUGAUCGCGCGAGACACUCAGCGCGGCGGCUGGAGCGCGAGGAGGGCAGCUGGCGAGCGCCCUGGCCGCGUCGCGCCCGUGGGGCUCGCGACGCCGCGGAGGCGGCCGCGGCCGCGCGCUCGGCGCCCGCCGGCUUGCGCCCUGGAACGAGGUGCGACUGGCCCUGCGAGGGGGAAGCGAGCGAGACGGAGGAGACUUGGCAGGAGCAGGAGGCCUGGCGCCUCUUCUGGGGCAGCGAAGAGGAGGCUGACGCGGCCGAGGUGGAGCGCCGGCGCGAGCGGCGCCGCGCGCAGGAGCUGCGAAUGCUGCAGGAAGAUCGCGAGCGGCGCAGACGCGCCCUGCGCGAGGACGACUGGCUCGAGGGCGCUGAGGAAGACCCAGGUAAGGAAGGCCCGCGCGGAGGAGACCCGCGCGAAGCCCCGAGCCCUGAGGGCUGCCGGCGCCGCCCAGACGCGCGGAGACGAGCGGCGCGGCGCGGCGGCGGCGACGCUGAGGCGGCGCUGGCGGAGGACGCGGGCGCGGAAGGAAGCGAGGCGGAGGGAUAUGACGCGCGGUUGUGCGUCGACGCCGACAUGCUGAGUGCGCUGUUGCACUUAAGCGAAGAGGCGGAGAGCGAACUCGCCGAGGUGCUGCCUUUCCUCCCCGCAGAGCCCGAGUCAGUCGCCGAGUGCCGGCGCGCGGUCCGAGCUGUCGCCCUCCUGCCGCCCCUCUAA
This is a messenger RNA of Besnoitia besnoiti, 14181 nucleotides long. RefSeq lists its product as uncharacterized. The record is from RefSeq and is a predicted model, not a curated record. The transcript has 16 exons. NCBI's taxonomy places the organism in Eukaryota, Apicomplexa, Conoidasida, Eucoccidiorida, Sarcocystidae. The coding region runs from base 1 to 14181 and encodes 4726 amino acids.